AGAGACUGAACAGGUGAUCUUCCUGGAUGACCAGGUGUCUUCCUUCAUCCAGAUCCGUGGUUCCAUUCCUCUGUUCUGGGAGCAACCAGGAAUACAGGUGGGCUCUCAUCGUGUCAAGCUCUCCAGAGGGUACGAGGCCAACGCACCGGCUUUUGAGAGACACUUCAGUGCUCUGAGGAGGCUGUAUGGGAAACAGGUGAUCAUCAACCUGCUAGGCAUGAAGGAGGGAGAACACAUGCUCAGCAAAGCAUUCCAGAGUCACCUGAAGGCGUCCGAACACGCCGGAGCUGUAAAGAUGAUUAACUUUGACUACCAUCAGAUGGUGAAGGGCGGCAAAGCUGACAAACUCCACAGUGUCCUCAAACCUCAGCUCAACAAGUUUCUGGAUGACUGUAGCUUCUUCUACUACUCUGGAGAGACCGGGGUUACCAAGUCUCAGAGUGGUACCCUCAGGACCAACUGUCUAGACUGUCUAGACAGAACCAACAGUGUCCAGGCCUACUUCGCUUUGGAG
This is a messenger RNA of Salvelinus sp. IW2-2015, 514 nucleotides long. The record is from RefSeq and is a predicted model, not a curated record. Lineage: Eukaryota; Metazoa; Chordata; Actinopteri; Salmoniformes; Salmonidae.